Pseudogymnoascus verrucosus is the source of this 2711-nucleotide messenger RNA. RefSeq lists its product as uncharacterized. The record is from RefSeq and is a predicted model, not a curated record. Lineage: Eukaryota; Fungi; Ascomycota; Leotiomycetes; Thelebolales; Thelebolaceae. Gene Ontology annotation, biological process: carbohydrate metabolic process. The transcript has 2 exons. The coding region runs from base 439 to 2298 and encodes 619 amino acids.
GUUUCUUGCGGGGUAUCAACAGCUCGCAGAUCUUAUCGCAGCAAUGCUUGUUAAUAGUAGCUGUUGUGUUAUAUAAUGGUUUGGUCACCUAAGUUCUUAUCCCAAAGGAAAAAUUAUAUUGGAUAACUUCAACCAGCCUCAAAUGUAAACAUCAAUCCCCAAGACCCUUAUUCUGCGCAAGUAUGCGAAGUCGAAAUCCCCCCCCUCUUUGACGUCAUAUUCGAGAUAAGAAAGGCAGGCACAAUCGUGGUCCGAUAAGCGCUGUACCUGAACGAUAUCUUGACGAGCCUCUCCAACUUCCUUGCAUCAACACCAAGACGUUGCACAGUUGCUCCUUCCGUCGAUAAUCGAAUUGCUUGUAAUGAACGAGAUGUAUUCUCGCCGAAGCCCUUGAGUCAUGGCCCGGGAUAUCGACCUCUCCCCGCCUUAGUUCUGUACAUGGAAUCGAGCGUAACGCCUUUACACACACCAGCCUCUGUCACCAUGGGGAAACUCACUUCUCACUCAUUGAGGCUUCCGAGCAGAUGGCGCUUUCAGUGGCGAGAUGCAGUUAUUCUGCUACUUGUCAUUCUGAUCUGUUUUUCGUACACGGCUUCAAUCCCCGCUUUUGAAUCCAAGAUUGGAUCGGACGAUCUGUUCGCCAAGGCGAACAUCGUGCUUGAGAAAGAGGAUGGAGCACAACAUGGCACAAACCUAACAAUGAUACCUGGAAGCAAAAAAGAUGGAAAUACCUUGGAGCCACUUAUUAAUGCAGUCGACGUUAUGCAAACCCACUACUUCCAGGUCUGGGCAGGACUCUGGCCAACAGCAAUCGACUGGACAUCAGCCGUCACCGCGACCCAUAUAGCAGCCGCCAUGAGUACAGUCUCAUCAGCGACGAACUACGUACUACAGCCCAGAUUCGGAGACUAUGCUCUGAUACUGGGCACCGAGUCACUCAUCAACAGAUUCAUGUCACAUCUGAUGGGCUUCUACUUCGGCCAAGAUGCAUUGACUCUCAGGAGCGAAGCAUACGACGACAUGCUGUGGGUGGUACUGGAGUGGUUAGAGGCCAUCAAAUUCGUCGACUCCCACUCAACUGAACUUCUCUACGCCGAGGGUCUGCCAUCUUGGUACGGCGAAGAAUGGAUCCCCGGCUUCGCGCACCGUGCUAGGAUUUUCUGGGACCUGGCUUCGAGUGGUUGGGAUGUAUCAGCUUGUGGAGGGGGGAUGGUCUGGUCUCCUUACCUGCUGCCUUACAAGAAUGCAAUCACGAACCAGCUUUUCAUUACGGCUUCCAUAUCUAUGUACCUCCACUUCCCCGGCGACGACAACGCAUCCCCCUUCCAAGCUGGAGAAAACAGCAGCGCCUCGCUAGCGCCAAUGGGAAAGAAAGAUCAAAAAUUCCUGGACGCAGCGAUAGUAGGGUACGAAUGGCUCGCCUCGUCAAAUAUGAGAAACGCAAAGGGAUUAUACAUUGAUGGCUUCCACAUCAGCCAUAACAGACACCAUGGACAUUCCGGAGACCGGCACAUGAAAUGCGAUAUCCGUAAUGAAAUGGUAUACACCUACAACCAAGGCGUCCUUCUCUCCGGCCAACGCGGACUCUGGGAAGCGACAGGGUCGAGAGGGUACCUCGAAGAUGGCCACGCUCUGAUAUUCAGCGUCAUCAACGCCACAGGCUUUGACCUCGACACCCAGAGCGUAUACACCGAAGCCGCCGUGACCACCAACUCCACUCACCCCUGCCUAGGAAAAUGGCACGGCAUCGGCCGCCACGGGAUCCUAGAGGAAGCAUGCGACGCCUACGGCUCCUGCAGCCAAGACGCGCAGACCUUCAAAGGGAUAUUCUUCCACCACUUCGCUCUAUUCUGCCAGCCUUUGCCUCCCUACGUCAUCAAGCCCGGGGAGACAGUCGAUAUACCGACACUAGAAAAAUUGAAAGCUUGGCACGUACAGAAAUGCAGAGGCUACGGGGCGUGGGUCCGGAGAAAUGCAGCAGCAGCGAAGGAGACGCUGGAUUCGGAGGGGAGAGCCGGGAUGUGGUGGGGUGCGCAUCUUGCGAGUGCGUGGGGCGCGAACGGGGAGGGGGGAGGAGAGGUGCCGGAGGGGGCGGUGGAUUAUAGGAAUUUGGGCGUUCCGAGGGAUGGGGUUUGGAGGUAUGGAAGGGUGGUGGAGGGUGCGAAGAUGGGGGAGAAGGUUGCGGGGAGGAUGGUAAAGGAUGCGAAUGAGAGGGGGAGAGGGAGGACGGUGGAGACGCAGGGGGGGUUAGUUGCUGUGCUGAGGGCGGCGUGGGAGGCGGCGGAGAGGGAAUCAUGAAUGUGCAUUUUUUAUAUAGAAGGGGCUUGAAAUGGGGCUUGGGAUUGAGAAUGGGGCUAGCAUAAAUAGAUGAUAUCUGGGCGGUUAUCUGCAUUACACGGAAGGCGGCCUCGGCAUUUAUUAUACAGAGCGGGUUCGCGGGUGGGAAGGAGCCGCGGCGAACGGGGAUAAACGGCACACACACAAUUGCUAGGUUAUUAGAAAGUCGAUAAAUGAGCUUGAUUUACUAGGAUAUCGUUAUUAUUCCGCGGGUACCUUUUUUUAAGGUUGGGGUUUUUGAGUCUUGUGUGUUUGGCCGCCUGUUGCGAGGACCGAUCGCCGGGGCCAGCCGAGGCUAUGCAUGGGGCCGUGAGAACCGGUUGUGGAGCGGGGCUAUCUAUGAUUGAGAGGUAUGGAGCUGUGGUGAUGUGGAG